Carlito syrichta (Philippine tarsier) is the source of this 5434-nucleotide messenger RNA. It is a transcript of the gene CLTCL1, whose product is annotated as clathrin heavy chain like 1. The record is from RefSeq and is a predicted model, not a curated record. Lineage: Eukaryota; Metazoa; Chordata; Mammalia; Primates; Tarsiidae. Gene Ontology annotation, cellular component: clathrin coat of coated pit; extracellular exosome; clathrin-coated endocytic vesicle. Gene Ontology annotation, biological process: intracellular protein transport; receptor-mediated endocytosis. The transcript has 32 exons. Gene Ontology annotation, molecular function: clathrin light chain binding; structural molecule activity. The coding region runs from base 61 to 5082 and encodes 1673 amino acids.
UCGGCUGUCCUCCCUCACCUCCGCUGCCGCCGCCGCCGCCGCCGCGGUCUCGUGCCGGCCAUGGCCCAGAUGCUCCCAAUCCGCUUCCAGGAGCUCUUUCAGCUCCAAAACAUUGGAAUUAAUCCAGCCAACAUUGGAUUCAGCACUCUGACCAUGGAAUCUGACAAGUUCAUAUGUGUCCGAGAGAAAAUUGGUGAGCAGGCACAGGUCGUGAUCAUUGACAUGAGCGACCCAAUGGCACCUAUCAGACGGCCUAUCUCUGCAGAGAAUGCCAUCAUGAAUCCAGCUUCUAAGGUGAUAGCUCUGAAAGCUGGGAAGACACUUCAAAUCUUUAAUAUUGAGAUGAAGAGUAAACUGAAGGCUCAUACUGUGGCAGAAGAGGUGGUUUUUUGGAAAUGGAUUUCUAUGAACACUGUUGCCUUGGUGACUGAGACCACAGUCUACCACUGGAACAUGGACGGUGACUCCCAGCCCAUGAAGAUGUUUGAUAGACAUUCCAGCCUAGCAGGGUGCCAGGUGAUUCACUACCGAACUGAUGAGCAUCAAAAGUGGCUGCUUCUCAUUGGCAUCUCUGCUCAGCAAAACCGUGUGGUUGGGGCCAUGCAGCUCUACUCUGUGGACAGGAAGGUCUCACAACCCAUAGAAGGCCAUGCUGCCGCCUUUGCAGAGUUCAAGAUUGAGGGGAAUGCCAAACCUGUCACUCUUUUCUGCUUUGCUGUACGUAGCCCCUCAGGAGGCAAGUUGCACAUCAUCGAAGUUGGACAGCCUCCAGCAGGUAACCAACCUUUUGUAAAGAAAGCUGUGGAUGUGUUUUUCCCUCCAGAAGCACAGACUGAUUUUCCAGUGGCUAUGCAGAUUGGAUCUAAACAUGGUAUUAUUUACUUGAUCACAAAAUAUGGCUAUCUUCAUAUGUACGACCUAGAGUCUGGUUUGUGCAUCUACAUGAACCGCAUUAGUGCUGAUACAAUCUUUGUAACUGCUCCACAUGAACCAACCUCUGGAAUUAUUGGUGUCAACAAAAAAGGACAGGUGCUGUCAGUUUGUGUUGAGGAAGAAAACAUUGUGAAUUAUGCAACCAAUGUGCUUCAGAACCCGGACCUGGGUCUCCGUUUGGCCAUUCGUGGUAACCUAGCUGGCGCUGAGGAGUUGUUUGAGAGAAAAUUCAGUACCCUCUUUGCACAGGGUAGCUAUACUGAAGCCGCCAAAGUAGCAGCAUCUGCACCAAAGGGAAUCCUGCGUACCAGCAACACAGUUCGAAAGUUCCAGAGUAUUCCUGCUCAGCCUGGUCAGGCUUCUCCUUUGCUCCAGUACUUUGGAAUCCUGCUUGACCAGGGUCAGCUCAAUAAACUUGAAUCCUUAGAACUUUGCUGUCCAGUUCUUCAACAGGGGCGCAAGCAACUCUUAGAAAAGUGGCUGAAAGAAGAUAAGCUGGAGUGUUCAGAAGAGCUCGGAGAUUUGGUCAAAACUGCUGACCCUGCACUCGCUUUGAGUGUGUACUUUCGGGCAAAUGUGCCGAGCAAAGUGAUCCAGUGUUUUGCAGAAACAGGCCAAUUCCAGAAAAUUGUGCUGUAUGCCAAAAAGGUUGGAUAUACCCCAGACUGGAUCUUUUUGCUGAGGAGUGUCAUGAGGAUCAGUCCAGAGCAAGGUCUGCAGUUUUCUCAAAUGCUAGUGCAGGCUGAGGAGCCCUUGGCUAACAUUAACCAGAUUGUGGACAUUUUCAUGGAAAACAAUCUAAUUCAGCAAUGUACUUCCUUCUUGUUGGAUGCAUUGAAGAAUAAUCGCCCAGCUGAGGGUCACCUCCAGACGCGACUGUUGGAGAUGAACCUGAUUCAUGCACCCCAGGUUGCAGAUGCCAUCCUUGGAAAUCAGAUGUUUACUCAUUACGAUCGAACCCAUAUCGCCCAGCUCUGUGAGAAGGCUGGCCUCCUGCAGCAGGCACUGGAGCACUACACUGACCUCUAUGACAUCAAGAGGGCUGUGGGCCACACUCACCUCUUCAAUCCCGAGUGGCUUGUGAAUUUCUUUGGCUCCUUGUCGGUGGAGGAUUCUGUGGAGUGUCUGCGUGCCAUGCUAUCUGCUAACAUCAGACAGAACCUUCAGCUGUGUGUGCAGAUUGCCUCUAAGUACCACGAGCAGCUGGGCACACAAGUCCUGGUAGAGCUCUUUGAAUCUUUCAAGAGUUAUGAAGGCCUCUUCUACUUCCUGGGCUCAAUCGUGAACUUCAGCCAAGAUCCAGACGUGCAUUUGAAAUACGUUCAGGCUGCCUGUAAGACGGGGCAGAUCAAGGAGGUGGAGAGGAUAUGCCGAGAGAGCAACUGCUACAACCCGGAGCAUGUGAAGAACUUCCUGAAGGAGGCCAAGCUAACAGACCAGCUUCCCCUCAUCAUCGUGUGUGAUCGGUUUGACUUUGUCCAUGACCUUGUCUUGUAUUUAUACCACAACAACCUGCAGAAGUACAUUGAAAUCUACGUUCAGAAGGUCAACCCUAGCCGGACCCCAGCUGUGAUUGGAGGGCUGCUUGAUGUGGAUUGUUCUGAGGAAGUGAUUAAAAACUUAAUCAUGGUGGUGAGAGGACAGUUCUCGACUGACGAGCUAGUGGCUGAAGUAGAAAAAAGAAAUAGGCUCAAGUUGCUGCUUCCCUGGCUGGAGUCCCGGAUUCAUGAAGGCUGUGAAGAGCCUUCCACUCACAAUGCCAUUGCCAAAAUCUACAUCGACAGCAACAGCAGCCCUGAGCGCUUCCUGAGAGAGAACGCCUACUAUGACAGCAGCGUGGUGGGCCAGUACUGUGAGAAGCGAGACCCUCAUCUGGCUUAUGUUGCCUAUGAGCGGGGCCAGUGUGACCUUGAACUCAUCAAGGUUUGCAAUGAAAAUUCUCUGUUCAAAAGUGAAGCCCGUUACCUUGUGCACAGGAAGGAUCCAGAGCUCUGGGCUCUUGUCCUUGAGGAGACCAACCCAUCCAGGAGACAGUUGAUUGACCAGGUGGUACAAACAGCAUUGUCAGAAACACAGGACCCUGAAGAGAUUUCCGUUGCUGUCAAAUCCUUUAUGACAGCCGACCUGCCUAACGAGCUAAUUGAGCUGCUGGAGAAGAUUGUUCUGGAUAACUCUGUCUUCAGUGAGCACAGGAAUCUCCAGAAUCUGCUGAUCCUGACCGCCAUCAAGGCAGCCCGGACACGGGUUAUGGAGUACAUCAACCGUCUGGACAACUAUGACGCCUUAGACAUCGCAAGCAUCGCCAUCAGCAGUGCACUGUAUGAGGAAGCCUUUGCCAUCUUCCGCAAGUUUGAUGUGAAUGCCUCAGCUGUUCAGGUCCUGAUCGAUCACAUUGGAAACCUAGACCGAGCAUAUGAGUUUGCAGAGAAAUGCAAUGAACCUGCUGUGUGGAGUCAGCUGGCCCGAGCCCAGCUCCAGAAAGACUUGGUAAAGGAAGCUAUUGACUCCUAUAUCAGAGCAGACGACCCUUCCUCUUACCUGGAAGUUGUUCAGGCAGCCAGCAAGAGAAACAACUGGGAGGAUCUAGUCAAAUUCCUGCAGAUGGCCAGGAAAAAGGGCCGUGAGUCCUAUAUAGAGACCGAACUUCUCUUUGCUUUGGCUAAAACCAGCCGUCUUUCUGAGCUAGAAGAUUGUGUUAAUGGACCCAACAAUGCCUACAUCCAGCAGGUUGGAGACCGCUGUUAUGAGGAGGGAAUGUACAAGCCUGCCAAGCUGCUGUAUAGCAAUGUGUCUAACUUUGCUCGCCUGGCAUCCACCUUGGUCCACCUUGGUGAGUAUCAGGCAGCAGUGGACAGCAGCCGCAAGGCCAACAGCACCCAGACAUGGAAGGAGGUAUGCUUUGCCUGUGUGGAUGGGCAGGAGUUCUGCCUUGCACAGCUAUGUGGUCUUCACGUUGUGAUUCACGCAGACGAGCUGGAAGAGCUGAUCCGCUAUUACCAGGAUCGUGGCUACUUUGAGGAAUUGAUCUCACUGCUGGAGGCAGCCCUGGGCCUGGAACGGGCCCACAUGGGCAUGUUCACAGAGCUGGCCAUCCUCUACUCCAAAUUCAAAGCACAGAAGAUGCCAGAGCACCUGGAGCUCUUCUGGUCCCGAGUCAACAUCCCAAAGGUCCUGAGGGCUGCAGAGCAGGCACACCUCUGGGCAGAGCUGGUAUUCCUGUAUGACAAGUAUGAGGAGUACGACAACGCUGUGCUCACCAUGAUGAAUCACCCCACAGAGGCCUGGAGAGAAGGUCAGUUCAAGGACAUCAUUACCAAGGUUGCCAACAUUGAGCUCUAUUACAGAGCCCUGCAGUUCUACUUGGAUUACAAACCGCUACUCAUCAAUGACCUUCUGCUGGUGCUGUCACCCCGGCUGGACCACACCCGGACAGUCAGUUUCUUUUCAAAGGUAGGUCAGCUGCCCCUGGUGAAGUCUUACCUGAGGUCAGUCCAGAGCCAUAACAACAAAAGUGUGAAUGAGGCGCUCAACCACCUGCUGACAGAAGAAGAGGAUUAUCAGGGCUUGAGGGCAUCUAUCAACGCCUACAACAACUUUGACAGCAUUGGCCUGGCUCAGCAGCUAGAGAAGCACCAGCUAAUGGAAUUCAGGCGCAUUGCAGCCUAUCUGUACAAGAGGAAUAACCAGUGGGCCCAGAGUGUGGAGCUCUGCAAGAAGGAUCAUCUCUACAAGGAUGCCAUGCAGCAUGUGGCAGAGUCGCGGGAUAGCGAGUUGGCACAGAAACUGCUGCAGUGGUUCCUGGAGGAAGGGGAGCGGGAGUGCUUCGCAGCGUCGCUCUUCACCUGCUAUGACCUGCUCCAUCCUGAUGUGGUGUUUGAGCUGGCCUGGAGACACAACCUCAUGGACUUUGCCAUGCCCUACUUCAUCCAAGUGAUGCGGGAAUACCUGAGCAAGGUGGACAAACUGGAUGCCUCGGAGAGUCUACACAGACAGGCAGAGCAUGUGGCCGAGCCUACCCCUCUCAUGUUUGGCCAGCACCUGAUGCUGAUGGCAGGCCCUGCCACCAGCCCAGACCCUGCCAGCUUCCCCUAUGGAUAUGCCACUACUCCUGCCUUUGCCCAGCCCCCCAUGUACAGCUUCAGCGUGUAGUGGGCAGUCAGACUCAACACCCCCUCUACCUACUGAGGUAACAGCCUCUCCAAGGAGUGUGUCACUCUAGCAGCACAGAGGACCCCGGAGGUGGAAACACAUGGAUGGUGUUUAUUUUGCUGAAAUCCAAUGACGGCAGCCUCUGUGCCAACCUGAAGCCUGGGUAGACACUGCCCAAGAUCAGCUCCAACUGCCAGCAGCGAGGUGGACCUCUGCCUGCAGCCAGGCACUCCUGGGCAUGCCCUCUCUUCACCCAUCACACUGGCUGUAGCUGCCCUCUCCAGGCCACUUUGGAGUUACAACACGAACUCGUCUUGAAUGGAGGUACCAGACCCCAUACCAGGAUCCUGAG